AUGUCUCCAGGUCAUUACAUGGUGGCAACGGGGCAGAAUGCGCCUACUGACCGAAACCAUUUUGUCAACGAGGCCACGCGUUCUCUCGAAAUUAAUCAGUUACGUCAAUUGCGUCAUCAAAAAUGUACGACCCCCGAAAGAAGAAUCAAGUAUAUAUCUACGCUGACGUCACUUGGUGCCCAGAAACGUAAGAAAUAUACAAUUCAGCUUACUCAACGAGAAAAGCGAGCAUAUUCGACGAUAGCGCAGAUAGUGUGUCGCCUGGCUGAGGCACAGUUUGCGUUUUUUAUGAAUAAAUGCGAACCAAAUAUCACGAAAAUGAAAGAAUGGGCCCCAUUUGCUGGAGAAAAUAUGCCUCCUCCCCAAGAAUUAAAUGACUUAAUUGAUACUAAUAAUAAAGAUGACGACGUUGAUACAGUCAAUCCCGCUUUCACAGAGGAAUCGCUAUCAUUCCUCCUGCACGUCCUACUUCCGUCGUCUAAUGUCAAACCUGCAUCUGCUGAGACUGAGUUGAAGAUAGACUUGACUCUUUGCAAUCAACGAGCAUACAGCGAGCGUAAAGUCGACAGCAGAUUUAAUUUCACGAUUUCGAUCGGAAUUCAUCCUGAGGAUCAUCCUUUUAUGAGGAAUGAAGUCGGAAGGAAAGUCAGAGAAGCGUCAGUCAUUACGGAACAUGGGUUGGGGAGAGAUUUAGAACAUUUGGGAAGCGGGGAUGAGAACGUGAAGACAAAAAAUGAGGAGGUUGAGAACACGAUAAAUGGGGAUGUUGAGAAGGUACAGGAGGAAGAUGAAAGAAAAACGAAUGACAACAAUGCCGGUGAUAGUGAGGCGAAGAACGACACAGCGAAAAUUGAGAAACUAGCAAUUAAAUCCGACCAAGAAAGCGAAACAUACCUCUCUACUUCAACAACGACUGGCGACUCGAGAAAAAGGCAAGAUGGCACAUCCGAGACAAAAGAAAUAAAUGCCUCUCCCCCUUCAAUAUCUCCUCAAACUUUACAUCCGCCGCUACAAUGGAAAUAUCUGAUCGCCGAGUUAGCCAACCUCACUGGUUUUUCUUCAUUUCGUGCCAAGAAAGAUAGCCCGACCGAGUCUUUAUCCAACUCUCCGAAUACACGAUAA
Messenger RNA from Paraglomus brasilianum, 1122 nucleotides. Lineage: Eukaryota; Fungi; Glomeromycota; Glomeromycetes; Paraglomerales; Paraglomeraceae. The record is from the annotation of a GenBank genome assembly.